AUGGGCAAUCAAACAGGUGUCUUGGAUUUUCUCCUUUUGGGUCUAUCUGACCAACCAGAACAGCAACAAUUCCUCUUCAGACUGUUUCUGGUAAUGUACUUCAUUGGGAUACUGGGAAACCUGCUCACCAUCUUGGCGAUUUGUUUUGAUUCCCACCUCCAUACCCCUAUGUACUUCUUUCUUUCCAACCUAUCUUUUCUUGAUCUCUGUUUUACCUCCACCACAGUUCCUAAGAUGCUGGUGAAUUACGUCUUAGGGAAUAAUGCCAUCUCUUAUCCAGAAUGCCUGACUCAAAUGUAUUUCUAUGUUGCUUUUGGUGGCUCAGACAGCAUCCUCCUCUCUGUCAUGGCCUAUGACCGCUAUCUGGCUGUUUGUCACCCUUUACACUACGGCACAGUCAUGACGUCACACCUUUGUGCCCUGUUGGUGGCUGUGCCUUGGGUUUCCGCUCACCUCAUUGCAAUGGUUCAUAGUAUAUUUAUAGACCGUCUAUCCUUCUGUAUGAAUAAUAAAAUCCCUCACUUCUUCUGUGACAUAAAUGCCUUGAUAAAACUCUCAUGUUCUGAUGCCCAUGUCAGUGAAAUGUUGGUUCUUCUAUUGGGGGGACCAGUAAUGUUCAUUUCCUUCAUAUGUAUUGUUGUCUCUUACACUCCUAUUAUCCUUGCUGUGUGGAAGGUCUCAUCAACUCAUGGGAAAUGGAAAGCCUUCUCUACUUGUGGCUCCCACUUGUCUGUGGUCUGUCUUUUUUAUGGCACCAUCAUUGGUGUGUAUUUCAACCCCACAUCCACUCACACAGCCCAGAACGACAUGGUAGCAAUUGUGAUGUAUACAGUGGUUGCUCCUACCCUGAACCCUUUUAUCUAUAGCCUUAGGAAUAAUGAAUUGAAAGGAGCCCUGGGGAAGCUUCUUGGCUUGCAGUUCUUAAGUACAGAGCAGAAAGGCAUAGUAGUGUUGGUUGGUUUAAUUACAAUUCAAGAACAAGAGCUGGAAGGCAAAGGGAUCAGCAAAUGUUAUAUGUGCUGGGGCAGUGAAGAUGACAGGGGCUGUGAGGGCACCUGUUCCAAACUUCAGGGCUUGCUUGCUGCUGUUUUCAGAGCAAGCUCUGAAGCUCUGCUGAGAGCUCCUGAACCUGCUGCUGUCACCACUGCACCCAUCCCCAUGCUGACACCUACCCUGUGUGGCCUGCACUCCUAG
This is a messenger RNA of Dromiciops gliroides (monito del monte), 1194 nucleotides long. RefSeq names its product olfactory receptor 1361-like. The coding region runs from base 1 to 1194 and encodes 397 amino acids. The record is from RefSeq and is a predicted model, not a curated record. Gene Ontology annotation, cellular component: membrane. NCBI's taxonomy places the organism in Eukaryota, Metazoa, Chordata, Mammalia, Microbiotheria, Microbiotheriidae. Gene Ontology annotation, molecular function: G protein-coupled receptor activity; olfactory receptor activity. The transcript is spliced from 5 exons. Gene Ontology annotation, biological process: G protein-coupled receptor signaling pathway.